Messenger RNA from Amphiprion ocellaris (clown anemonefish), 2271 nucleotides. RefSeq lists its product as uncharacterized. The record is from RefSeq and is a predicted model, not a curated record. NCBI's taxonomy places the organism in Eukaryota, Metazoa, Chordata, Actinopteri, Pomacentridae.
AUGAUCAUCACAGACAUGAGACCACUGUCAAUGGUUGAGGACGAAGGCUUCACGGCAAUGAUCCGCACCUUUCAUCCAGGUUACACUCUUCCCUCAAGGACACAUUUUACAAAGCUCAUGGGGAAAAUAUAUGAAGAGACUUUCAAGGAAGUGAAGACCGCAAUUAACACAAACAGCAGCAAACUUGCUCUCACUGCUGAUAUAUGGACAAGUGUUGCCAAUGAAGCGUACCUUGGGGUCACCUGCCACUACAUCACAGAGGACUGGGACAUGCAGUCAGUCUGCCUCACCACCAUGCCACUGCAGGAUAGACAUACUGCAUCUAACAUUGCAGAGUGGUUGGAGGAGCUCACCUAUGACAAAUGGGUUAAGAAUUUGUCAGACAGAGAGCUCACUCCAGCCGAGCGGGGGGUCCUUGCCAAAGGACUGAACUUUGCAGUCACACCAGAUGAGUUACCGGUGGUGGACUUGGUGACGGCCACAGAAUCGGCCAUUAGGAACAAUAGGUUGUCAGAGACAGAGGCGGAACAGAUCAGGCUUAAGGUGUCGGCAGCACUCUCCAGCGCCAAGUUACCCCCGUCCAACAUCUCCGCACAGGAGAAACGGGCACUGACAACUCUGCAGAAGGAUCCCAACAUCACAAUCCUACCUGCAGAUAAGGGGAGAUGUACUGUUAUCCUUAACACAGCUGACUAUCACUCAAAGGUCAGCAGCCUCCUAUGUGACUCAGCAACUUAUGAGACCCUAAAACGAGACCCCACCAACACCUACAAACUCAAAGUGGUUAACUGCCUGCAAAAACUGGAGAAAAGUCAGAUCAUCGACCGGGCCCUGUACUACAAACUCUAUCCAGGCGAUGCUAUCCCUUGCAUAUACGGACUGCCAAAAAUUCACAAAGAGGGCGCCCCUCUGAGACCAAUUGUAAGCAGCAUCAACUCUGUGACAUACAACAUUGCUAAGUAUCUUGCCACCAUCCUUUCCCCAUUGGUGGGGGACACCCCCCACCACAUAAGGAACUCGAUGGACUUUACAAACAAGGUCAGAAAAAUCAGCUUAGACCCUGAGGAAACUAUGGUUUCAUAUGACGUGACUUCGCUUUUUACUUGCAUUCCCACUGGAGAUGCAAUACAGACAGUAAAGAGAAAACUGCUGCUUGACAACUCUCUGUCUGAGAGGACCAACCUCUCCCCCGAACAGGUGUGUGACCUCCUUAACCUUUGCCUCAGCACCACUUAUUUCCAGUACAACAAUGGUUUCUACAGGCAAAAACACGGCUGUGCCAUGGGAUCCCCUGUAUCCCCCAUUGUAGCUAACCUGUACAUGGAAGAAAUGGAGAUUGUGGCACUGAGAACAUUCAGUGGCCACUCCCCGAGGCACUGGUUCAGAUAUGUGGAUGACACAUGGGUCACCAUCAGGAAGGGUGAGGUCGAACCUUUCACAGAACACCUCAACUCGGUGGAUAAAAACAUCAAGUUCACAAGAGAGGAUGUCCAAGACAACUGUCUGGCGUUUCUAGAUUGCGUGGUACGCAUUGAAACCAAUGGGGAACUCAACAUUGAGGUCUACAGAAAACCCACUCACACAGACCAGUACCUCCUGUUUGAUUCACACCACCCACUAGAACACAAGUUGGGGGUGAUCCGUACCCUAAAGCACAGAGCACAGAACAUCCCAUCAGAAGCGGAUGGAAAAAGAAGGGAACACAAACAUAUUCACUCUGCUCUUCAAACUUGUGGCUAUCCAAACUGGGCUUUUAUCAAAACAGCAAAAAAGCGCAGGGAGGAUAAGAAAGACGAGGACCACAAAAAGAGAAACAACAUUGUCAUCCCCUAUGUGGCAGGAAUUUCAGAGAAACUCAGGAGGAUCUUUAACACCCACCAGAUCCCAGUACACUUCAAGCCCAGCAACACUCUGAGGCAAAAGCUGGUCCAUCCCAAGGACAAAAUUCCAAGGGAGAAACAGAGCAAUGUGGUGUACGCAGUGCAGUGCAAUGAGGAAUGCUCUGACCUGUACAUUGGAGAGACUAAGCAGCCAUUACACAAGCGCAUGGCACAACACAGGAGGGCCACGACCACAGGCCAGGACUCAGCAGUCCACCUCCACCUCAAGGAGAAGGGGCACUCCUUUGAUGACCACAAGGUGCGCAUUCUAGCCAGAGAGGACAGAUGGUUUGAGAGAGGGGUAAAAGAAGCCAUUCAUGUCAAACUAGAACGGCCAUCUUUGAACAGAGGAGGGGGCCUCAGACACCACUUGUCUCCCACUUACAACGCC